CUUUCUGGAAAUUUUGUACGUCCAAAACUCCAAAACCUUUAGGAACAAAUCGCGAUCCUUUCAAUCGAAAUUGAUUUUCAAGAAAGCUAUUCAUCCUAAUGUCAGCGACGACGAACACGACGGGAACGGACUCUGCGCCGUAUCCCCCUUCUUCUCGCGUCGGUAGAGCCAAUUCCGACGGAAUCAUCGACACAACGCCGCUCCUCCCUUCCGGCGUCACGAGAACCGCGAGCGCCGACGGAGAAAACGGAAUCCAGCGAUCCGCCGCCAGGCGACAAGGUCUCAGAGAGGCAGCGAGGUUCCUUCGCCACGCAGGAAGCCGGAGGAUGAUGCGAGAGCCGUCGAUGCUGGUCAGAGAAACCGCGGCGGAGCAAUUGGAAGAGAGGCAGAGCGAUUGGGCGUAUUCGAAGCCCGUGGUGUUCCUCGACAUCCUCUGGAAUCUCGCUUUCGUGGCGAUCGGCGUCGCUGUUCUGAUCCUCAGCCGCGACGAACGGCCUAAUAUGCCGUUGAGAGUUUGGGUUGUCGGUUACGGUGUUCAGUGCGGGCUUCAUAUGGCGUGCGUCUGCGUUGAGUACAGGAGGAGGAGGUGUCGGCGAAGGAGAGACACGCGCCACGGAUCGUCUGCUUCUUCCUCGCAGCAGUACGUUUCGUUAGCUCAAUUGGAGGAUACAGGAAACACUAGUGGUCUCAGUAAUUCUGCAAAGCAUCUUGAAUCAGCCAACACAAUGUUCUCGUUCAUCUGGUGGGUAAUCGGAUUCUACUGGGUAUCUGCGGGAGGCCAAACACUCUCUAGUGACGCUCCUCAGCUCUAUUGGCUGUGUAUCAUAUUUCUUGGUUUCGAUGUUUUCUUUGUUGUAUUCUGUGUUGCAUUGGCUUGUGUUGUGGGCCUUGCUGUUUGCUGCUGUCUUCCAUGUAUAAUUGCAAUCUUAUAUGCUAUUGCCGACGAGGAGGGAGCAUCGAAGAAGGACAUAGAUCAAAUGCCGAAAUUCAGAUUUAGGAAGAUAGGCAACGGUGAAAAGCUCCCAGGCGAAACUACUGACCGAGGAAUAAUGACAGAAUGUGGAACAGAUUCACCUAUCGAACGCUCACUUUCUUCAGAAGACUCGGAAUGUUGCAUAUGUCUGUGUGAAUAUGAAGACGGAGUUGAACUAAGAGAACUACCUUGUAACCAUCACUUUCAUUGCACUUGCAUCGACAAAUGGCUUCACAUAAACUCUCGUUGCCCGCUUUGCAAGUUCAACAUCUUGAAGAAUGAAAACGAAGUCUAGUGAUCGAUCUUUCGUGGGGAUCACCUGAACAAAAUCUCAGACCAGAAGUUUUCAGGUAAAUGUAAAAACCCUGGGGUGUGUUUAAGUGUUGUGCAGUUAGAAUUGUAGAUUCAAUGUAUUGUGUGUAUUACAUUGACGAGUGAGAAACAUGUGAAUUCAACCUUGGACCUGUUUUUUUUA
Raphanus sativus (radish) is the source of this 1448-nucleotide messenger RNA. Its product is annotated as E3 ubiquitin-protein ligase At4g11680. The record is from RefSeq and is a predicted model, not a curated record. The transcript has 5 exons. The coding region runs from base 99 to 1268 and encodes 389 amino acids. Lineage: Eukaryota; Viridiplantae; Streptophyta; Magnoliopsida; Brassicales; Brassicaceae.